This is a messenger RNA of Colossoma macropomum (tambaqui), 2109 nucleotides long. Its product is annotated as amine oxidase [flavin-containing] A. Lineage: Eukaryota; Metazoa; Chordata; Actinopteri; Characiformes; Serrasalmidae. Gene Ontology annotation, molecular function: oxidoreductase activity. The record is from RefSeq and is a predicted model, not a curated record.
ACUUUUUAGACGAUCCCUUAACUGUGAAGUGACUGUAUGCUGUUCUCUUGUUUUCUCGAGUGAGUGAAAAUGUGGCGAUGAUCACGGUGGGAUAUUUAGGCCGAGAGGAAUCUUAGAAGAAAACUCGAAUAUUCAGCGAAUGGCCAGUACUAUAACCGGUUGUGCCUGAGUGAUAAAGCUCAUGGGCCAGACGAACUUUCACCCCGAGUUUAUCGCGUUGGCAGCUUAAAAGCCACGAGCAAAACCAGCCGAAAGUUCAGCAGAGGGUUACAGUCUGCAGCUGGUCCACAAACCGAGCGGCUCCUUCAGCGAUGUGUGAGGAAAAGUGUGAUGUGGUGGUGGUGGGCGCAGGACUGUCAGGUCUCAGUGCAGCUCAACUACUCAAGAAGAGAAACGACAAGCUGAAAGUGCUGGUUUUGGAGGCCAAAGGCCGUGUAGGGGGGCGAACCUUAGCUCAGCAGUUGCCAGCAGCCCACGGCGUUGACACCUGGGACAUGGGAGGGCAGUGGGUGGGCAGUUCACAGAUCCAUGUUAUGGAGCUUAUAAAGGAGCUUGGCUUGGAGGUUUACCCACAAUUCACAGAGGGCAAGAAGGUUCACCACAUGGGUGGCGCAAAUGCUAAGAUCAGCACCUACACCUCCAGCAUCCCCUCCUUUUCCCCGCUGGUCUUGCUGGACUUUGUCCAGUUCCUCUGGAGGAUUGAGCGUCUAUGUAAGACCAUGCCUGUGGAGGAGCCCAUGAAAAUGCCCAAUGCCCAGCAGCUGGACAGCAUGACCCUUCAAUCCUACAUGGACCAGCACAUCUGGACAAGAGAGCUAAUGGAGGAGUUAGGCCUGUGCACCCUCUCUGUAUUUGGAAUGGAGCCUUCCCAGCUCUCCUUUCUCUAUUUCCUCAUGUACUCGGCUGCAGCGGGGGGCGUCAUGCAGCUGCUGGAGACAACGCCGGGGUCCGCGCAGGAGUUCAGGGUCAAGGGGGGCACUCAGCAGCUGUCUGAGAGGCUGGCGGAGCAACUCGGGAAGGAGAAUGUGCGUUUGGGGUCUGCUGUGACAGCUAUAUGGCAGCGUGAAGACAGUGUGGAAGUGAGGACCGCUGUCAGUGCGAUCACCUGCAAGGCCGUCAUCGUUACAUGCCCCCCUCAUAUGGCAGCUCUGAUCCACUACCAGCCUGCUCUUCCACUGGAGCGCCAGCGCCUUACCCAGUGCAUGCCUGUGGGUCACAUGACCAAGUUCAUCAUUACCUAUCCCACUGCAUUUUGGAAGCAGAAGGGCUUCGGGGAGAUCGUGGCGCGACCCUCUGAGGACUGCCCUUUUGGGGUCACCUUCGAUGCCACGAGCCCAAGAGGGAGUCCCGCACUGGUGGGGUUCAUUGCCGGAGUGCAGGCGUGCUACUGGAACAGCCGAGAGAUGGAGGAGAGGAGAGAUGCUGUCGUUGCUAGCUUGGUGAAGUACCUAGACCCAGAGGCAGCCUCCUACGUCCACUACGAGGAGAAAGACUGGUCCAAAGAUGAGUACAGCGGAGGAUGUCCUGUCAAUGUCAUGGUUCCAGGCAUGCUAACGUACUAUCAUCCCGGCCUUCGAAAGCCUUGUGGCAGGAUCCACUGGGCUGGAACUGAGACAGCUACCCAGUAGUGUGGCUAUCUCAGCGGGGCCGUCCAGGCUGGCCAUCCAGCUCUGGAGGUCCUGGCAGAGGUCUGUCCAUCUGCACUGUCUAAGGAAGAACUCCAGAAAAUGAGACCAGAGGUUACAAGGGCACCGUCACACUUGAUCAAGGUUUGGAACCGCAGGUCCACCUCCUCCCGCCUCCUCUUUGGCCUGGCUGUGACCACGCUCACCGCUGGGGCUGCCUUGUUCUAGGCCAUGCCUGAAUUAGGCCGCAGUUGGAUCAACCGGGCAUUGGUCCUAUUUCAGAGGCAGCACUGAGCUUCGCAGCUUCGGAGUACCCAAAGGCAUUUUUUUUUGUUUCCCCAGAACGACUCAUUACCAUUAAACAGAUAUCGAUUUUCUAAUCUAGGCAAAGGAUAACAUCAGCUAUCAGCAUAUUCCCUUAUCUCCUUUUAAGAAACGAUUCCUAAAAGAAUUGCGUUAAUAAUAAACUUGGAUUUUAACUUUA